Ctenocephalides felis (cat flea) is the source of this 1131-nucleotide messenger RNA. RefSeq lists its product as uncharacterized. Lineage: Eukaryota; Metazoa; Arthropoda; Insecta; Siphonaptera; Pulicidae. The coding region runs from base 1 to 1131 and encodes 376 amino acids. The record is from RefSeq and is a predicted model, not a curated record. The transcript has 6 exons.
AUGUUAGACCUAAUUGACCGCAAUCAGAGGAACAAAUUGAAGCUGGAUAACCUGUCUUUGCCUUCUCCGGAAAGACAUAGACCACUUCGACAUCAAUUCAGUUCCGACAACAUGCAUGUUCCGCCCUUUAACAUCCCCAAUUUGCGAAUCGAGCAGAGGAAGACCAGCAGCGCCGAAGACAUGGCCAGGAAGAACUCGGCAGCCAGCAUACAUCGAACAGGUUCCGGCAUGUUGGGCGGUUGGUGGUUUACUGGAGGUUCACCAUCGUCUCCUGAUAGCAAUUUUCUUCGAGUGGCCAACGCUUUUCCCAAUCGUCGUUUGAGUGACAAUACUCUGAUGACACCGAAAAUCAGGAUAGCACCUUCUUGCGCCUCUUCACCAGGAGGCACACCAGGAGGAGGUUUGCCAAUCAGGAGACACAGCAGUAUAGGACCUCAGGAAAGAAGAGGGUCUGCUGUUAAUCUUAGUCCACCUACGGUUCUGCAAGAGAUGUUAGACCUAAUUGACCGCAAUCAGAGGAACAAAUUGAAGCUGGAUAACCUGUCUUUGCCUUCUCCGGAAAGACAUAGACCACUUCGACAUCAAUUCAGUUCCGACAACAUGCAUGUUCCGCCCUUUAACAUCCCCAAUUUGCGAAUCGAGCAGAGGAAGACCAGCAGCGCCGAAGACAUGGCCAGGAAGAACUCGGCAGGUUCCGGCAUGUUGGGCGGUUGGUGGUUCACUGGAGGUUCUCCUUCGUCUCCUGAUAGCAAUUUUCUUCGAGUGGCCAACGCUUUUCCCAAUCGUCGUUUGAGUGACAACACCUUGAUGACACCAAAGAUCAGGAUAGCACCUUCUUGCGCCUCUUCUCCAGGAGGCACACCUGGAGGAGGUCUGCCGAUUAGGAGACACAGCAGUAUAGGACCUCAGGAAAGAAGGGGGUCUGCUGUUAAUCUUAGUCCACCUACGGGCGGCUCAAUGCCAAACACUUCGAGUUCUGUGCCGUUCCUGCUCUCCUCGUCAAUGCAAUCAAUUCGUUCCCGGCGCACCUCUGGCUGCAUGUCGACGGCGUCCAGUCAGCAGGGGAGCACAACCGGACUGCUGCAGCAGAUCGGUUCAGGCGUGUAUCAACUGUUCUCUGGGCGCACUUAG